This is a messenger RNA of Fonsecaea monophora, 855 nucleotides long. RefSeq lists its product as hypothetical. Gene Ontology annotation, molecular function: oxidoreductase activity, acting on the CH-OH group of donors, NAD or NADP as acceptor. Gene Ontology annotation, cellular component: cytoplasm. The transcript has 4 exons. The record is from RefSeq and is a predicted model, not a curated record. NCBI's taxonomy places the organism in Eukaryota, Fungi, Ascomycota, Eurotiomycetes, Chaetothyriales, Herpotrichiellaceae. The coding region runs from base 1 to 855 and encodes 284 amino acids.
AUGAGCACUCUCAAUGGAGACGCACGUAGCAGUGCCCCCGUAUGUCUCGUCACCGGAGGCGCCUCGGGCAUGGGCCUUGCGGUUGUGCAGCAUCUCUUGACACAGGGCUGGAACGUAGCUAUCGUCGACUACAACGCCGAAACCGGGCAAACUGUCGCCAAACAAUGCGGGCCCCAGGCCCUCUUCAUCAAGGCCAACGUGGCCGACUACGAGGAGCUCGCGGCCGCGUUUGCUCGGACCUGGAAGGAAUGGAAGCGCCUGGACGUGGUGUUUGGGAAUGCUGGAAUCGGCGACCGGAUCAACUUCUACGCGCACCAGCAAGACCGCGAAGACGGCAACCCCCCCAAACCCAACACGGCCGUCAUCGACAUCGACCUCUACGGACCCAUCUACUGCGCGUACCUGGGCUUCCACUACUUCCGCAAGAACCCCGACAAGGCCGGCAAGAUCAUCUUCACGUCCAGCAUGGCGGGAAUUUACACCGGGGGCACUGUCCCGCUGUACUCGGCGGCGAAGUCGGGGGUCGUCGGAUUGACGAGAUCCUUGGGCGUCCGACUCAAAGAACUCGGCGAACCCAUCACCGUGAAUUGCAUCUGUCCAGGCCUUGUCCACACGGCUCUGACGAAGAUCUACUCCUUCACCUGCCCGGAGGAAUACAUCACGCCGGCCUCGACGAUCGUCAAGGCGGUUAUGAAUUUCAUCGACGACGACAGCUUGACGGGGCAGGCCGCGGAAUGCAGCGGCGAGAACAUCCAUUACAGGCAGAGGCCCGAGUUUAGCGACGACAAGGCCGCCUUCAUCUGUGGCGGUGGGUUGGGAGAGGCCAUGGAGAAGUUGAAUGUCAGGUUCUACUGA